Messenger RNA from Anopheles bellator, 2400 nucleotides. RefSeq lists its product as uncharacterized. Gene Ontology annotation, cellular component: extracellular region. Lineage: Eukaryota; Metazoa; Arthropoda; Insecta; Diptera; Culicidae. Bases 1 to 2400 code for a protein of 799 amino acids. The transcript is spliced from 5 exons. Gene Ontology annotation, molecular function: chitin binding. The record is from RefSeq and is a predicted model, not a curated record.
AUGCCCAACGGUCAGAAGCUGCCGAUUACGGAAGACUGUGGCGCCUACAUCGUGUGUGAGUACAACGUGCAGAAGAUACAGCGCUGCACCGCCGGCACCCUGUUCGAUCCGGUAGCGAUGGUGUGCAAUUGGGCCAGCUUCGUGAAGUGCGGUCAAACGCCGUCCUUGCCGCCAUCAUUUGUGCCACCGUCCUCGCCGGCGAUCCCAACUGCCCCGACGCCGCCUCGAAUACCAUCGAUCGCCACUAACCCUACCUUCUUCCCGAACAUACCCACUGUGCCCACUGCGGCCCCAACCGCACCAGCUCCCAAUCCCGGUCAGCCUCCCUUCAUACCGACCGCUCCAACCGCGCGGCCGACAGCGUCUACCACCGCUCGUGCAACUACCACACUUCGUACCACGAUGGCCACUCCGCCACCUUCCAAUCUCAACCCGUACCCUUACUGCACCCCGGACGAGUUCAGCUUCAUCGCGCAUCCGUCGGCCUGCGAAAGCUACUAUAUCUGUGCCUACGGGAACCUGAUUCUGCAUAGCUGUGGCAAUGGCGUCUACUGGAAUACGGCCACCAACCAGUGCGACUUCCCGCAAAACACCGACUGCACCAAUCUGCCGAAUCCUGCUGCGCCUGAAACUUCCACUCCGUCUAUUGAAACAACGACGGUAUCCAGCACUCCCGAUUGCGUGGGCACCGAGAUCUUCCAUCCCAACUACGCCGACUGUAGCAAGUAUUUCAUCUGCAUCGGUCUGCACCCGAUCCUGAUGAGCUGUCCGAGCAGUUACCUGUGGAACAGCAAAAUCUCGCAAUGUGAUCUUCCCGCAACCUUCCUAGGACUUGGCAGCCUAUUGCUGCUGGUGGCGCUCGGUCACGCGUAUAACGAAAUAUGCAUUGGAGUGCCGGACCUCACCUACGUUCGCAGUCCCCAGGCGUGCUAUCUCUACUACGCCUGUAUCGAUGGGCAGGCUUACGGAUACACUUGCCCGGACGAUCUCUGGUUCUCGAUGGAACUGCAGCGAUGCGUGCCGCAAGCUGAAUCCGACUGUGACAUCGAGCAGCCGCCUGAGUUGCCAGAGGGCCCUCCUAGGCCCCCGUCGCCCGAGUGCGCAAAUGUGGAAGACUUCACCUACUUGGCCAGCACCACUUCUUGCCAGUUCUACUACCAGUGUAUCGACAACUUCGCCUACCUGCUGUCUUGUCCUCGCGGGUACUGGUUCAGUAUCGAGCUGGGGCGCUGCGGCAACCGGUACGAAGUAGAGUGUGGCAUCGAUGAACCCUCAACAACGACUUCGCCUGGCCCGACGACUACGAAUGCUUGUUUCGGGCGGCCCAACUUUUCCAACGCUCCACAUUCUGAUUGGUGUGACAUGUUCUUCUACUGUCUCAACGGUUCGCCGUUCCCGAUGAUCUGCCGAGUUGGAUUUUUCUUCGAUUUAGCAACCCUAACCUGCGUCCUCGAGCAGCAAGCGCAAUGUGAUGUGAAUCCUCCGAUUCCGCCCACCGGUUCACCUGCGGUUUGCGUUGGCCAACCAGACGGACACGUCAUGGGCUCUGACCUAUACUGCAAUCAGUACAUAACGUGCGUCGAUGAGGAGGCCUUCGUUUCGGACUGCGCGGAGAGUCAAUUUUUCGAUCGGGACCUGCUGGCGUGCGGCAGUCCGAUGGAUGCGUACUGCCCGCUAGGACCACCGACCACACCGACCCCGGACGUUUGCAGCGGCACCGACGACGGUGAGUACGUGGCCAGCCCUCAAAGCUGCGAAGCGUACUACGUGUGCUCCGGCGGCAUCGGAUACGUCCUUUAUUGUCCGCCCGACCUGUGGUUCGACCAGACCACUCGCGAAUGUGUUCCACCGGAGGACGCGCUGUGCGCCGUACCGACACCACCGACGGCCACCAGCUCGCCGGUCUCACCCACCAUUUCCACCAUCCCCACGCCAACGGGACCACCGGAAACGGGCAACGUGAUGUGCAACGGCAUCCCGAACGGCAUCUAUCUGCCCAGUCCAGACGAUUGUAGCCGAUUUUACAUUUGCUUCGACGGCAACGCCUAUCCCAGCAACUGUCUCGGUGGUCUGGUGUUCAACCCGGACACGAUGCUUUGCGAUUUGGCAGAAAACGUCGAAUGUAACACUACAAGCGAAUUUUCGACCCAAGUGCCCUCAACUACAAGCGAAUUACCCACUCCGGCUACGGUGGAUCCUCUCGAUCUGUGCGACGGACUGCCGAACUACAGCCUCGUUCCUAGUGCGACCUACUGCGAACGCUACUACACGUGCUACGAGGGGAGCCCUUAUCCACAGAAUUGUACGAACGGCUUGUGGUUCAAUCCCGACACCGAGGAGUGUGACGAUCCCGCGAACGUAGAGUGCGCCGCCGGAGGCCAACCUUCGAGCAUCGUGUAG